CGGCUAUUUUCGUAACAUGCUUCAGACCAUUCCGGUUACCUGUUUCAAAACGUCAUCUUUGGUAAUCGUUUGUUCACGAAAAUAAUUUCUGUAAAUACGAUUCACCACCGAUCAAAGGUGGUGAUGAGAAAAAAGCAUUUGCAGUAAUGGCGUCAGCAUUGGAGCAGUUUGUAAAUAACGUGCGGACGCUUUCGAAACAAGGUAACUUUCGAGAGCUAACUGACAUAAUAACUAAAAGUACAGAUGUCUUAAUUAAGAAUGCGCCGCAUCUAGAUAAUGUUUUGGAAACCUUAGAUUUACAAGAACAUUCAUUAGGUAUUUUGGCAGUAUUAUGUGUAAAGUUUUCGCUGCCUAAUCCUAAUGCAAAUAACGUUGACGCUUAUAAACCAUUAUUUAAUCAAGUUCAAGAAUUUAUCAUUGGUUGUAAUGGAGAACAAGUUAGAUUUGCUCCAGAUAUAUAUGCAGAAUUAUGUCAUUUUUUUAGUCAAACGCUGGUUGAUUUAAAGAUACCUUUGCGUGGUAUUGAAUUAUUGCGCCGUGCAAUACGUAAAAUACAACUUUUUGAUAGCCAGCUUACUUCGAUACACGCUGAUCUUUGUCAAUUGUGUCUUCUGUCUAAAUGUUUCAAACCAGCACUUGAAUUUCUUGAUAUCGAUGUCACUGAUAUCAGUCAAGAAGAAGGACAAUUUGAUCCAAAAUACUUCUUACUUUAUUAUUAUUACGGCGGUAUGAUAUAUACAGCACUAAAAAAUUAUGAUAGAGCAUUGUACUUUUUUGAAGUAUGUGUAACAACACCUGCCAUGGCAGUCAGUUACAUUAUGUUAGAGGCCUAUAAGAAAUAUAUUCUGGUCUCUUUAAUAUUGCAUGGAAAAGUCCUAAACUUACCUAGGUACACAAGCCAGGUGGUUAAUAGGUACAUGAAACCAUUGAGUCAACAAUAUCAGGGAUUGGCUACAGCUUAUCAGAUGAAUAGUUGUGAAGAGGUACAGAAUAUUAUCACUAAAUAUCAACAACUUUUUACAAGAGAUCACAACAUGGGACUUGUAAAACAAGUGCUCAGCUAUUUAUAUAAAAAUAUACAGAGGCUGACAAAGACUUUUUUGACUCUUAGUUUAAGUGAUGUGGCAAGUAGAGUUCAGUUAUCAGGACCUGCUGAUGCAGAAAAAUAUAUAUUAAACAUGAUUGAAGAUGGAGAAAUUUUCGCAACAAUUAAUCAAAAGGAUGGAAUGGUGAUAUUUCACGAUGAUCCCGAAAAAUAUAAUUCACCUCAAAUGUUGGCAAAACUAGAAAAAGAAAUGGCAGCAUGCAUGGACUUAGACAAACGGGUACUCGAAAUGGAAGAAGAAGUUGUUCUUACACCCCAAUAUAUUCGAAAAGCUUGUGGACAAAAUGAUCAAGAUGAUCAGACAGCUGGACCUGCUCCAACAAAUGUAACAAACGUGCAAGGUCAACCUAAACAUAACACAUAUUCCAUGUAACAUACACACGUCGUUGUGCGUUAUCUUUAUUAAAAAAGAGAAAACGAAUGAAAAAAAACCUUGUUAAAAAUGAAGAUUCAGUCACUCAGAAGCCUGUUUUGGAUGAAGAUGGAAAUCCAAAAAUUUGGCUGAACAUUAUCUAUUUUGUAUAAAAUAAAUAUUAUUACUAUCAUUAUA
Osmia bicornis bicornis is the source of this 1655-nucleotide messenger RNA. It is a transcript of the gene CSN3, whose product is annotated as COP9 signalosome complex subunit 3. The record is from RefSeq and is a predicted model, not a curated record. Gene Ontology annotation, biological process: ubiquitin-dependent protein catabolic process. Lineage: Eukaryota; Metazoa; Arthropoda; Insecta; Hymenoptera; Megachilidae. Gene Ontology annotation, cellular component: COP9 signalosome.